CCAGCAGCAUGGUAUUAAAAAUAUGUUAAUAUCUCUUCUGCAACUCACCUACCUCUCUUUCAGCCUCCACUGAAGAAAGACACCGGUGCCGAUAAAUAGGUCACGUGAUAAACAUGUUGAGGACCUCGGGAUGUUAGAAAGAGCCCGAAGAUCCUCCCCUACUGAUCACCUUUUAUAAAUGGAAGAAAGCCCAACUCACCCCAACACAAUUUUGACUGAGGCCACAUCCCGCCUGCUGUUUCGCAAACAACUUUAAUUCACACUGUCCAGCGCCAUGGCCGCCAAUGCAUCCUGGCUGACGGUGGCAAACGGGACAAUGGGAGACAACCAGACGACGAAACCUUUCAGCGUGUUCGACGGCUGCGACUCUCAAGUGGAGGGCAUCCUGUACGACCUGACGCUGCAGUGCAUCAACGUGGUGGUGGGCAUCCCCGCCAACUUGCUGGUCAUCGCCGUGCUGGUGCGCAACCGCAAAGAGUCCACCACGUCCGACAUUUACCUGGGCUCCCUGGCGUUCAUGGACGCCUACUUCGGCUCCAUGACGCCCAUAAGCUUCCUUAACCUCUACCACUGGCACAGCAAGGAGGUGUGGUCCGCCCUCAAGUUCUCCUACGGGGUGAAGGACACAAGCGGGCCUCUCUUCCUGUCCUGCAUCUGUCUGGACCGCUUCUUAGCCGUCGUCUUCCCGCUGGUAUUCGGCCGAUUCAAACGCAUCGAGUACCGCUUGAGUCUGUCCGUCUUGGUCUUCGGACUCACCUUCGCCUACUCUGCCGCCAAGACGGUGGGCGGCCUGCCCGACUUCGAGAAGGUUUUCACCGGUGAGAUCCUGGCCACGUUCACCUGGAUGGUGGUGUGCAAUGCCAGCAUCCUGUGGGCCCUGAAGAAGUCUGGCGGCGUCGGGAAGGACGACAUGCGGCCCAUGAAGAGGAAGGCGUUCAAGAUCGUGCUGUCCAUCCUUUGCAUCAUCGUGGUCAACUACUUGCCGCCCGUGGCCCUGUUCCCCUUCGAGGACUACUACUCUCCCGACGUCUUCCGUUGCUACGUGCAACCCAUCGGGUUCUCCUUCCUCAACAUCAGCAGCACUAUCCAGCCUCUGGUCUAUCUAUGCCGCCUGGACAAGGUCCCCUUCCUGCCGGACGCUUGUGUCCGCAAGUGCUGCCCCUGUGUCCCCCAGGAGAAAGACAAAACAGCACCUGCGCCGAAGCCAUCUGGCUAACUAGAACAUUUUUACAUCAGGCCCUAAAUUUUGCUCUUUCUAGUUAGUUAUAUAGUGGAUAUAAAAACACAUCCGUGAUGGAAAAAAAAAUUGUGAUAGGGUCCUAGAUAAUAUUCUGUCCACCUGGAACCAGAUCAGACACGUUCAACUGUGGAGAUAAAUAUUCCCUUUAUUGCAAAGUGUGAUUGUGCUUGGAUACUUGUACCUUAAUGACAGCAAAAUACAAAGUUCAUUUGACAUAGCGCCCUCGUGUGUACAACAGCAAUAAUGCAAUUUGUAAUUUAAUAAAUGUGUCUGAGCUUGCCAUUAUGGGCAUUUUUUUUAAAGGUGCAAAAAUAGUGCAGGCCUGCAGAGUCCCUUCCCUACAUGAAAAAGCAGACUUUAUAGAAGUUGAAAGGAAGAUACGAAUAGAAUUGAAUUUCAAUCAGAAUGCAAAUUUAAGUUGAGAAGUUCCAAUCAAGGUUUCAUUGCCUCAGCAUAGUGACAAGCCCCCUUCUCUGGAAGAAUCUUUAACGGAUGGCCGCUUUGGGUGUAAAAAUAAGGAAGCAGCGUUUCAUUAAAGGUGUGCUCGUACGCGUGAAUCAGCGAAUCGUCAUCGACGUCCCAAAACAUCACGGUGCCUUUGUCGUAAUCCACGUGCACUUUGAUUCGCUUCGGCGUCUUGGACACAGCCAGCCGUCUCGGUGGGGAGGUCAUGGCCUUGACCUGGCCAUCCCUAAAGCACAAAGUCCAGAAGCCGUUCUCGGGUCUGGCGUUGACCUCGGCGUUCCUGGGGAUGGAUGAGGAAGCCACGCCCAGGAGCCAGUCUUGGUUGCUUUCCGUCUGCACCACCCAGCUAUGGCUGCCUGAGUCCAGUGCCGUGGCGCCGACCACCUCGGCGCUCAGGUGGAAGGGCUCCGGGUUGUCAGGGCAACAGUUCAUUUGGGCGGUAUAGUGGCAGGAAGUGAGGUCGUCGGACAGGAUGAGGCAAGGGUGUGCUGUGUUUGGAUCCAAGGUCACCGAAAGGCAGGAGUUUCUUUCGACACACACAACCACACACCUACACAUAGACACAUACACACGCACACCCACCCACACACACACAUACACACACACAAACACACACACAUACAUACACAUACACACAGACACAUACACACACACACACACACAAACAUACACAUACACACACACACACUAUAAUCAAUAUGUUCCGGCAUUUUUUCCCGCACUCUGUACUUGAGGUUGGAGAGAUGGUUGGUCACAUCGAUAAGAACACCACUCAUGUUGUCGGAACCCAGUGUUGUGCUUCUGUCGUCACACAAUCACACUCCUGUUUUCAAAUGUCAACAAUUACGGCAGACACAAAUGAUUCCGUACCUUUUCUCAUUAUCUUUAAAGUUCUGUGAAAAGAAAAGAGUGACUCAACAUCUAUAAUGGAAGUUUUUUUUCUUUCAACAUCAUUUUUGAAUGCUGAUCUCUCAGCGCUUUCACCUACAAACCUUCAACAAGACCAUGUCGUCUUCCUCUAGAAGCCGGCGCACGACUUGGAUGUGUUCCGCCAACGACCUCCUCUUGGCUGAAAUCGGCUUUAUCUUGGCCCCUAUCUCCUCUUCCUCCCGCUUGACCGCCGCCAGCCGGGCCUCCUCCUCCCGAUCCAGCAUUUGACGGCGCUGCUCAAACCGACCCCGGAUCUGACGUUGAGUGGCCGCUGCCUGUUCCUAGAAGAGGAAAUACCUUGGUCCGUCAUUGAUUUGUAACAGUGAUGGCAAACAUGUCCCAGAAUCGGACUGCAAAAUUAUAUUCUCUACUUCUAAUAGGGCUGUAGGGUUUUAUUAAUCAAAAUAUCAAUGAUUUUAUUUAUUUUUUAAUUUCAUUUUAAUCCAUUCUUAAAUUUAGACCAACUCACUUUGAUGUACGUAAACAUGACGGCGGAGGACUUUUGGAUGGUCUUCAGCGCCCUCAAUUUGUCUUCCAGGCUCUUGAGGGACUUGUUCAUUUUCUUCUGGAAAAACCAACCAGAAAGUGAUGAGCUAGCAUACGGUGUUAAAGUUUGGACUGGUUGGAAUUGUUCAGAGCGUUGGACAGACUCGAAGAACAGCAUUCCACAUGGAAGUGUUUGCAUGGUUACUUAUUGAAUUACUUUGCGGCCUUGUUCUUGUCCGACACGCCCAAGCUAUUGCAGAAAUAUUUUUUCUUUCUAUGGAAACUUCCCACUUCUGAUUCUUGUUUUUAAGUUUCUUUUGUAACAGUGUAACAAUGGUGGAGGUUCACACCCUGCCACCCUACCUUGCAGUCUGUCGCCGCCUCUUCUAUGGGUGAGCACUGGUGGUCCUUGUGCGCCGUGGAGUAAUGGCAUACUACGCAGAUGGGCUCCUUGUCCUCCAGACAGAAAAGUUUAAACUUCUCUCCGUGCAGGGGACACAUCAGCCUCUCCUCAGCUUCCAUCUCUUUGCGGGAGACCACGGCCUCGCAGAUGUUCUUCAGGGCCAGGUUGGCGAAGUGGCUGGACUUGGAGCUCUUCUUGCGACAGACGGGACAUUCACAAAGAUUUGCGUCCCAGCAACGCUCCUGACAUGUCCUGCAGAAGCUGUGGCUGCAUGACAGCACCACCGGGUCAGAGAAGAUUUCAUGGCAGAUGGGGCAGGUGAGAUCCUCCUCCAAAAGUGACAUGGUC
Syngnathus typhle (broad-nosed pipefish) is the source of this 3872-nucleotide messenger RNA. RefSeq names its product G-protein coupled receptor 183-like. Gene Ontology annotation, biological process: phospholipase C-activating G protein-coupled receptor signaling pathway; positive regulation of Rho protein signal transduction. The transcript has 2 exons. Bases 275 to 1216 code for a protein of 313 amino acids. NCBI's taxonomy places the organism in Eukaryota, Metazoa, Chordata, Actinopteri, Syngnathiformes, Syngnathidae. The record is from RefSeq and is a predicted model, not a curated record. Gene Ontology annotation, cellular component: membrane. Gene Ontology annotation, molecular function: G protein-coupled receptor activity.